Messenger RNA from Platichthys flesus (European flounder), 4825 nucleotides. RefSeq names its product NLR family CARD domain-containing protein 3-like. Gene Ontology annotation, molecular function: metal ion binding; protein binding. The coding region runs from base 214 to 3087 and encodes 957 amino acids. Lineage: Eukaryota; Metazoa; Chordata; Actinopteri; Pleuronectiformes; Pleuronectidae. The record is from RefSeq and is a predicted model, not a curated record. The transcript is spliced from 10 exons.
CUCGGGGGGGGAGGAGCUGCUACACGACAGUACAACAAACACCGUGUAAACAACACACAACUUCCUUCGUUUGAAAGUGAUUUUCCUCUGAGAUGAAUGCUCUGUGAAGUGGUUGAAACUGGCUCAACACGGAGAAGGAGCAUGAGUACAGGCAAGUGUUGGACUCAAUUUUAACUCGGAUAAGCAGAUGCAAGAGAACUGAGCAGACUGAAGAUGAUUGGUCAUGAGGAGGAAGUGGAGGACAGAGCAGAGUCUACAGUGUUCAGCUGUGUUUCUUUCAAGAGUGACAUGUCCAAACGUCGUCCUCCAGACUUCAGUAAUGAACCUGGACCCUCACACUCAAAACUGAAGAUUAGUGGUCAUGAGGAGGAAUUGGAGGACAGAGCAGAGUCUCUAGUGUUCAGCUGUGUGUCUCUGAAGAGUGACAUGUCCAAACGUCGUCCUCCAGACUUCAGUAAUGAUUCUGGACCCUCACACACAAAAGAGAGGACGAUGAUUCAUGUUUCUGAGGAGGAGCAGUCAUCCUGCUGUGCUUCGUGUCAGGACGUCCUGAAGGAUCCAGUCUCCACCAGCUGUGGACACUGGUUCUGCAGACAGUGCAUCACCCCAUACUGGGACCAGUGUGGUUCUUCAGGAGACUCCUCCUGUCCCCAGUGUGGACAGGGAUCCAGAACAGGAGCUGGAGCAGAUCGUGGUCUGCAGGAGGUUUUAGAUGAUCAUAAGCUCAGUCUGAGGAGGAGAUGUGAACAUGUGACUGAAGGAACUGAUGAAAGAGGAAGUACAACCCUCCUCAACAGGAUCUACACUGAACUCUACAUCACAGAGGGACAGAGUGAAGAGUUUAAUACUCAACAUGAGGUGAGGCAGCUUGAGACGGCGUCCAAGAUGAAGAGCCUCCACGACACUCCCAUCAAGUGCCACGACAUCUUUAAAGCCUCCACUGACCAGCAGAGACACAUCAGAGUCGUCCUGACCAACGGCGUCGCUGGCGUUGGAAAAACCUUCUUGGUGCAGAAGUUCACUCUGGACUGGGCAGAUGGUUUAGAAAACCAAGAUGUCCGUCUGCUGAUUGUGCUUUCGUUCAGGGAGCUGAACCUGGUGAAAGACGAGCAGUACAGUCUUCUCAAGCUGCUCCGUGUUUUCCAUCCUACAUUACAGAAGGUCACGGCAGGGACACUCGCUGUCUGUAAACCUAUGUUCAUCUUUGACGGCUUGGAUGAAAGCAGACUUUCUCUGGACUUCAACAACAGGAAGUUUGUGUCUGAUGUCAGAAAGCGCUCAUCAGUCAACGUGCUACUGACAAGCCUCAUCAAGGGGAAUCUGCUUCCCUCGGCUCUUGUCUGGAUAACCUCCCGACCUGCGGCAGCCAAUCGGAUCCCUCCUAUAUGUGUCGACAGGGUAACAGAAGUACGAGGCUUCACUGACCCCCAGAAGGAGGCGUACUUCAAGAAGAGAUUCAGCAAUGAAGAGCUGGGCAGCAGAAUCAUGUCACACAUCAAGGCGUCCAGAAGCCUCCACAUCAUGUGUCAAAUACCAGUCUUCUGCUGGAUUAGUGCUACAGUUCUGGAGCACAUGUGGACCACAGACCUGAGAGGAGAGCUGCCCAAGACCCUGACUGACCUGUACUCACACUUCCUGCUGGUUCAGAUAAAGAGGAAGAACAACAAGUACGGUGAGGGACAUGAGACGACUCCACAGCAGCUGACGGAGGCGGACAGGGACGUUCUCCUGAAGUUGGGGAGGCUGGCAUUUGAACAUCUUGAGGAAGGAAAGAUUAUGUUCUAUCAAGAAGACCUGGAGCGGUGUGGCCUUAAUGUUACAGAUGCCUCGGUGUACUCAGGAGUUUGUACUCAGAUCUUCAGAAGAGAGUGUGUGAUCUUCCAGAAAUCAGUCUACUGCUUUGUUCAUCUGAGUGUUCAGGAGUUUUUAGCUGCAGUCUACAUGUUCCACUGUUACACCCAGAUGAACACAGAAGUCAUUGACAGCUUCCUUGGAGAGGACUUACAAUCCCGGGAGUCAAAGCUGAACCGUCUUGGCUGUUACUUUUUAAAGUUUAUCCGACCGACUGAUUUCUCUGACCCUCUGGUUAUCCUCCUGAAGAGAACCAUGGAGAAAUCCCUCACCAGUGAAAAUGGUCAUCUGGACCUGUUUGUCCGCUUCCUUCACGGCCUCAGUCUGGAGUCCAACCAGAGAGUCUUAGGAGGCCUGCUGGGUCGGACAGAGAACAAUCCAAACAUCAUCCAGAGAGUCAUCGAUAACCUGAAGGAGAUGAAGAAUGAUAAAACUUCUCCUGACAGGAGCAUCAACAUCUUCCACUGUCUGACUGAGAUGAAUGACCACUCAGUUCAUCAGCAGAUGCAACAGUUCCUGACGUCAGAGAACACAUCAAAGGAGAAACUCUCUGAGAUCCACUGCUCAGCUCUGGCCUACAUGCUGCAGAUGUCAGAGGAGGUUCUGUAUGAGUUGGACCUGAAGAAGUUCUACACAUCAGACCAGGGUCGACAGAGACUUAUCCCAGCUGUGAGGAACUACAGGAAGGCUCUACUAGCUGGUUGUCGACUCUCAGAGACUCACUGUGAAGUUGUGGCCUCAGCUCUGAAGACAAACCCCUCACAUCUGAGGGAACUGGAUCUGAGUCGAAACGACCUGAAGGAUUCAGGAGUGAAGCUGCUGUGUUCUGGACUGGAGAGUCCAAACUGUCGACUGGAGACUCUAAGGUUGAGUCACUGCAGUCUGUCAGAGAUCAGCUGUUCUUCUCUGGCUUCAGCUCUGAGGUCAAACCACUCUCAUCUGACAGAGCUGGAUCUGAGUGGCAACGACCUGGAGGACUCAGGAGUAAAGGAGCUGUGUGGUUCUCUACAAAGUCCGACCUGUCGACUGGAGACUCUGAAGUUGAAUGGCUGCAGACUGUCAGAGGUCAGCUGUUCUUCUCUGACUUCAGCUCUGAGGUCAAACUCCUUUCAUCUGAGAAAAUUGGAUCUGAGAUACAACGACCUCCAGGACUCAGGAGUGAAGGAGCUGCUUGAGCUGGAGCAGAGUUCAGACUGUCGACUGGAGACUGUGAGAUGGCAGCCGCGCUCUUUGUGAAGGUGAAUGUGAAGAGGAAAGUGCGUGUGGACAGAGGCUGAGCUGUGUCCUGAUGAUCCACAGAGGCUGGAGCAGCAGCAGCAGCCUGUGUGUAGAGCGGUCCUGACUUGUUGCUGGGAGGCAGAGGGGAGAAAGAGGUCCGGAGGAGGUGAGCUGCUCUGACAUCAGCCAGGGAGUCCAUCCUCCCUGUGUGUUCCUGUGGAUGUGACGAAGCAUCAUCACUGUAUCUGCUCUGCUGCUCCGUCCUAUGACUCAGAUCUGAAGAUCAACACUUCUAAAUUGAUUUUGAGUGAAUUUGCAACAUCUUUUUCGACCUGUUCCUCAAUUCAUGAUCUUUACCGCUUGUCCUCUUGAGGGUAUCGGGCUGGAACUGGAGUGAGAGUUGUAUUGCGCCUUGGACGGGUCACCAGUCCAUCACGGGGCUGACAAAAAAACAUUCCCACUCACAUUAACACCUACGCUUAAUUUAGAGUCUCCAAUUUACCCAACCGCUAAUCUGCAUGUGUGUCUGUGAGAUGAAGCCGGAGUACCUGGAGGAAACACCGGCGGGGGGGUAACCUUCAAACUCCACCCAGAAAGACCCCAUCUGAACUUCAUCACUAGUUGCUGUAGUCGUAUGCCUUGUAAAUAUUGCCCAAUUCUGGGUUUGUAUUUAAUGCACUUUAAACAAAUAUUAAAAUUUUGCACAUAAACAUAGUCAUAUAUAUAAUAAUAAUAAUAAUAUUUGUCCGAAAGUGGUUCGAUAGGGGCCCUCAAAUUUCCUACCCCUUUACUUUCGCCUAGAGUAGAAGAAGAAAAUAAGUACUUUGCCACCCAUGUGUAUAGUGCCCAAAAAGUAUUGUCACUUUAUGCCACACCCAACAGGAAAUCUGCCAUUUUGGAUUGAAAAUUAAAUUUGGCUUGAUUUUUGGCGUUUGGACACCUGCUACGAAAUUGUAUGGUGCCCACUGAGUUUAGUUUAUGUUGCAUGGUCCCCACUGAGAGUAUCUGUCCAAUCAGCACUGAAAUUGUCACAUAGGAGAAUGAUCUCCGUGACAGUUGAUCUCAAUUUAAAGAUUGUCAAUGUAUGAAAUUCCUCUCUUUAUGAAGAUGUUUUAUUCCAAAGCCUUUAGAUUCAGGAAGUCCAUCUUAUGAAAGUGGCCUUUCUCAAAGCACUUGUAUUUAUCUUAUUUUUCGGCUUAUUUACGCUCACUUUCUCAACCAAAUGUUUAUUUUAAGGGAGACGUCCCACUUUAGUGAAUGUCUACUUAUAAGACCUGUUGUGCUUUUUUCAUGUCACGAAGUGGUAGUUUUUAGAUCAGGUUCUUUACCAAAUAUUUUCACGAAAUUCAAAUUGGGGAUACAUUGUUUGAACCUUUAUGAAAGCUGGAAGAUUAUUUGUUUCUGAAUCAUCAUUUACCAUACAUGUAUUGUAUUUCUUUGUCACUGUGUGGUCACCUGAUGGCGUGGACCAUGAUGAUUAGCGAGCUGGGUCCAGUGCCGCCUGACGGACCCAACAAGUGACAUUUUCUCCUUUUGUUAAGCAAUUUGUAGCUUUGUUAAGAAAGAUUUUAUACAAAUAACACUUUAUUUCUCAUGUUUUGUAUACUUCCAAAAUGUUUCUAUUCCAAUCUAUGAAUAAAUGGCUGUGUGUGUGUGUAGAAUUGAAACACAGAUAAAAUCAAACUUCUAGAAAUUGCAGAUAAGUUGUGAGUUUACACAGGAAAACAUGAUUAAAUUGUUUAAUACAAAUACAAGA